AUGUCUCAACCACCUCCAAAGUCAUCCUCGGUAGCUUCUUCCAUUCCGAAGAUCAUGCCAUCAUCCUCUCGGGGAAAUACAACAAAUUCUAAUUUAAAUAGUCAAAUUAAUGAUGGUAACUUUAAUUUGAAAAGGAAAUUAUCUGACUUGUUGCCAUCCAUGUCAACCCUGAGAACAGUUCAACAUUGUUCUGGGUUGAUAUUUUCAAUUUUUACAACACUUCAUUCUGUUAAUAGUAUUGUAGCGAAUACAGAGUUACAUGAUGAAUAUUUAGAUUGGAGUAGAGGAAUAUUUAGAUAUUCACCAAUUACUGAAGCAGUGUUGGUGUUGGGUCCAUUAUUUACUCAUAUGGGAUCGAGUAUUGCACUCAGUAUUAAGAGAAGUUUGAAUAAUGUGCAGAGGAAUCAAGAUGGCUAUUCGAAAUUUCAAAGUCUUUCAGGAUUUGCAUUGGUUGCCAUUUUACCACUUCAUAUUUCAGUGAAUAGAGUCAUACCAAAGAAUCCACUCACAUCAGAUCAACUCAUUCCACAAGGUGUGAAUCCAUUCGCAUGGUUUAUUCCCUCUGCCUUAUUAUUAAGCUUGGGUUUAUAUCACACAAUUUAUGGAAUCAAAACUGCAUUGAAACUCAAAUUGGGUGCUCAAACUCUUGUAUUUGCCGUUUCAGCAUUGUCUCUUCUUGGAUUGGCAGGUCUUGCAAAUCUACUUCAAUAA
This is a messenger RNA of Naegleria gruberi, 711 nucleotides long. RefSeq lists its product as uncharacterized. The record is from RefSeq and is a predicted model, not a curated record. Gene Ontology annotation, biological process: mitochondrion organization; lipid homeostasis. The transcript has a single exon. The coding region runs from base 1 to 711 and encodes 236 amino acids. Gene Ontology annotation, cellular component: mitochondrial outer membrane. Lineage: Eukaryota; Heterolobosea; Eutetramitea; Acrasida; Naegleriidae.